GCAUAUUUGAAGAAGGAUCGGUUUGGGUUGGUUGGUUUAGGUGGGUGGGGUCAAUGAUGCGAGACUGUAAGAGAUGAUUCAUGAAACAUUAUUAGCGAGUGGCGACAUGGUGUGGGGUCGAAUUACUGUCGACCAUCCAUACUUUCUCUUGUCUGAGGGAGACGCAGAAAGAACAGAACAAGGGGAACAAAAAAAGCUGCAGGAAAGGAAAGAGAGCUUCCAAAUGGUAUUCCUUAUUCAUCAAAUAUCAUCUUCCUCACUUCUUGUUCGGCAAUGCUCCAUCAACAGCAGCAGCAGCUCUUCUUCUGCUACUCCUCCUUCCUUCUUCCCAUUCCCCAGGGUAGGAUUACCUACCGGCAACAUGGGUUUCAGAUGCUCCGCCGAGAACCAACCGAGCACAAGCAAGGCUGUGAUCUUACGGCAUCUGUUAUCUGGCCUUGCAGCUUCUUCAUUGCUUCUCUCCCAACAACCUAAUGAGGCUCUUGCCGCAGGAGACAAGAUCACUCUCCCAAUUGAGGAGACCUCUUCUGGAGAUGGGAUGCUGAUGAAGAUGAGGGGUAUGAGUGCCAAAAACUUCGACCCCGUUAGGUAUUCGGGGAGGUGGUUUGAGGUAGCUUCCCUCAAGCGUGGAUUUGCUGGACAAGGCCAGGAAGAUUGCCACUGCACUCAGGGGGUUUACACGUUUGAUAUGGAGGCACCAGCCAUCCAAGUGGAUACAUUCUGUGUCCAUGGAGGCCCCGAUGGGUACAUUACGGGGAUAAGAGGGAGAGUGCAGUGCAUCCCCGAGGAAGAUUUGGAGAAGAACGAGACAGAUUUGGAGAAGCGAGAGAUGAUCAGAGAGAAAUGCUACCUUCGUUUCCCAACACUGCCAUUCAUCCCCAAGGAGCCUUAUGAUGUCAUCGCUACUGAUUAUGACAACUUUGCUCUUGUUUCUGGUGCCAAAGACAAGAGCUUUAUUCAGAUAUACUCGAGGACGCCUGACCCUGGGCCGGCGUUCAUCGAGAAGUACAAGACGUAUCUGGGGGAAUUCGGGUAUGAUCCAAGCAAAAUAAAGGACACCCCGCAGGACUGUGAAGUGAAAUCAAUGGGGGAGCUGUCGGCAAUGAUGGGGAUGCCAGGGAUGCAGCAGGCUCUAACAAAUCAGUUUCCUGAACUAGGGUUGAAUUCUUCUGUUGAGUUUAAUCCAUUUACUAGUGUGUUUGAGACAUUGAAGAAGCUACUUGAGCUCUACUUCAAGUAGAAACUCCUUUGCUUUUCAAUAUUUUCUCCUUUUUUAGUUGGAGGAAAAAAUGUAUGGAAUUAUC
Molecule: messenger RNA, 1304 nt
Organism: Linum trigynum
Lineage: Eukaryota; Viridiplantae; Streptophyta; Magnoliopsida; Malpighiales; Linaceae
Source: the annotation of a GenBank genome assembly